GAACAUGAGCAGUGUCGCGCGCUCCUGUGCUCGCGCUGAACGCGGUGGUCGCUCCUCUUUCGCGAGCCGGACGCUAUAACGGAGAGGAUUCACGCGCACGGAAGGGAAUAACGGCCACGCUUGCACGAGCGCUCCUGAGCCUCAAGUCCAAACUCACAGCCGGGAUAAAAGUCUGCUCCUUCUUCUUCCUCCUCCUCCUCCUCUUCUUCCUCCUCCUCCUCCUCUUCUUCUUCCUCCUCCUCCUCUUCUUCUCCUCCUCCGGUCUCUGAGUUCGCCGCGCGCGCUGAGAUGUUCCUCCAGGCGUUAGCGCGCGCCUGCGCCGGAUUGGUGGCCUGCACCCUGCUUGCCUUUGUCCCGCAGCCGGCCGCCGCAUCCCUCAGCCGAUCUGCACAUGAUGUGGACGAGUGCGUGGAGACAACGGACAACUGCAGCAUUGACGCUAUCUGCCAGAACACGUUCAAAUCAUACAAAUGCAUCUGCAAGUCCGGUUAUAAAGGAGAUGGAAAGUACUGUGAAGACAUCGACGAGUGUGAAAGUGAAUAUACUGGAGGCUGCGUCCACGAGUGUAUCAACAUCCCGGGGAAUUACCGGUGCACAUGUUACGACGGCUUCCGCUUAGCACACGACGGCCAUAACUGCCUGGAUGUAGACGAGUGUUCGGAGGGUAAUGGUGGAUGUCAGCAGGUGUGUGUGAACAUGAUGGGGAGUUAUGAGUGCCGCUGUAAAGAGGGAUUCUUUCUGUCCGACAACCAGCACACUUGCAUCCAGCGACCCAAAGUGCGUAUGAAUGGGACAAAGGAAGGCCCCACUUGUAUGGACAAAAACCAUGGCUGUGCUCAUAUCUGCAGGGAAACUCCAAAAGGAGGCAUCGCCUGUGAGUGCAGACCAGGUUUCCAGCUUACCAAGAACAACCGCGACUGCAAGUUGACCUGUAACUAUGGCAAUGGCGGCUGUCAGCACAUCUGUGAGGAGACAGACCAUGGGCCGCGCUGUUCUUGCCACAUGAAGUUCGCCCUGCACUCCGAUGGCAAGACAUGUGUAGAAGAAAGGAGUAUCCAGCAGCAGCUACAUCAGCCACAGCUGUUACCCAAUGAGACGUGUGCAGUGAAUAACGGAGGAUGCGACAGCACGUGUCACGAUGCUCUGACAGGGGUGCGCUGCAGCUGUCCAGUCGGAUUCACUCUCCAGCCUGACCGUAAGACCUGCAAAGAUAUCGACGAGUGCCGCAUGAGUAACGGCAGCUGUGACCAGAUUUGCCGGAACACAGUAGGAAGUUUCGAGUGUAGCUGCAGGAAGGGCUACAAGCUGCUCACCAAUGAGAGGACCUGUCAAGACAUUGAUGAGUGCUCAUUUGACCGCGCGUGUGACCACACCUGUGUGAACUCUCCAGGCAGUUUCGAAUGUCAGUGUCACAAAGGCUAUGUUCUGUAUGGAGUUGCUCACUGUGGAGACAUCGAUGAGUGCAGUAUAAACCGUGGCGGCUGUAAGUAUGGCUGUGUGAACACAUUAGGCAGCUAUGAAUGUACCUGCCCACCUGGAUACAAACUGCACUGGAACAAGAAGGACUGUAUAGAGGUUGUGAAGUGUCCGUCCAGCCUGGUGGCGCCAAAAGCAACACUCUCUUGCAGCAAGACAGGCAAAAAGGAGAGUUGUUCACUGACCUGUGCAUCCAAAGCACACUAUCUCGCAGAGUCUGACAACAGUUACACAGUCAGCUGUGGUGUCCGGGGAAAAAGCCAAAGCAGACUGAACUCCAGCCAGAGCUGCAUAGAGACUUUGGCUUCUCCAGUGAAGCAGACGGCCUCGUUCCGAAUCAAGAAUGCCAAAUGCCACCUGCACCCCAAACUCAGGGCACGAGCAGAAGACGGAGGCAAGCAGAUUGGGCCAGGUGGGUCACUCUGCAACAACUGCCAAGUCACCUUCGUCAAUCUGAAGUGCGAGUCCUCCAAGAAGGCCAAAAUUCGCCAAACGCGUAACCCGUCUAAUAAAGAGGUCACGCGCAUCACGCUGGAACUAGAGGCAGAGAUAAAGCCUGGAGACACUACCGGGAGCUGUGACCUGAGCUGUGUGAGGAAACAAAUGGAGCAGAAGAUGAAGUCUUCCAUCAAGGCACUGAAGAAGUCCAUUAACCAGGAGAGGUUCCUGAUCCGUGUGGCUGGUCUCGAGUACGAAGUCGCUCAGAAGGUCACACAGUCCAUCGACAAACAGGAACACUGUGGCCCUGGGAAAGAGAAGGACAGCGGCCGAUGUGUCAGAUGUUUGCCUGGUUCUUAUUAUCAUGGUGAGAUGGAGCGCUGUGUGCAGUGUCCUCCUGGAACCUUCCAGGAGCGUGAGGGUCAGCUGGCCUGUGACCUUUGCCCUGGAGAAGAUCGCCAUGGCUCUCCGGGUGCCCGUAACAUCACUUCCUGCUCAGGUCAGUGUGCACCAGGAUAUUACUCCAGCGAUGGAUUUAAACCGUGCCAGCUGUGCCCUCGAGGCACAUACCAGCCCGACCAUGGAAGAACACUCUGCUUCCCUUGUGGAGGUGGCCUAGACACAAAGAGAGAGGGCUCCAGCUCCUUCCAUGACUGUGAGGUCAAAGUGUCUUGUCCUCCGGGACAUUACUACAACACCUCUGUGCAUCGGUGUAUCCGCUGUCCUGUAGGAACAUAUCAAAUGGACUUCAAACAGAAUUACUGCAUCUCCUGCCCUGGAAACACCACCACAGACUUUGAUGGUGCAACUAGUGUGUCUCAGUGCAAGAACAGGGAAUGCGGCGGUGAAAUCGGGGAAUAUAUUGGCUACAUUGAGUCUCCAAACUACCCAGGAGAUUAUCCUGCUAAUGUGGACUGCGUCUGGACCAUUAACCCCCCGAGCAAGCGCAAAAUCCUCAUCGUCGUGCCAGAGAUCUUCCUCCCUUCUGAGGACGACUGUGGAGAUGUGCUGGUGAUGAGGAAGAACUGGUCAGUGACCUCCAUAACCACGUAUGAAACGUGUCAGACGUACGAGCGGCCCAUCGCUUUCACAGCUCGUUCACGACGCCUCUGGAUCAAUUUCAAAUCCAACGAUGUGAACAGUGCACGCGGUUUCCACAUCCCUUAUGUUACAUACGAUGAGGACUAUGAGCAGCUGGUGGAAGACAUCGUGAGAGAUGGAAGACUUUACGCCUCAGAAAACCAUCAAGAAAUCCUGAAGGACAAAAAAUUAAUCAAGACGCUCUUUGACGUCCUGGCGCACCCGAAUAACUACUACAAAUACACUGCUCGGGAUUCCAACGAGAUGCUGCCGCGCUCCUUCAUCCGGCUUAUCAGCAGCAAAGUCUCAGCCUUCCUCCGACCGUACAAGUAGCCGCUAACGCUCAGAGGCUUUACGCACUUCGGCUGACUCUGACAGCAGGCUUCAGUCUAAAGGAUUCAGCACACGCUUUGUUUAAAAAUCCAACCAGGCUUUUGACUUUUACUCGCUUCACUAUGCACAUUUGGUUUUGAAUUUCUGUGCUGUUUAUCAUUCCUUUCCAAUAAGAAGAGGGCGAUUGGGUGAAUAAUUGCAUCAUACAUUUGCAGCAUAUGAGGGUGUUUUUUUUGUGCUUUUAGGUCCUGUCUGAUAUAUAUCAGAAUAUACAGUGUAGAAGGUGUAAUAUUCCUGUGAGCACCACAAUUAUUGCGAUAAUUUGUCCUAUUGGUUAAUUUUAAAUGUCAUGCCUUGACUGUGCCCCUAAAUAUGGCCUUUUUUGUUCCACAUGAAGUUUGACAUCUUGUAUAUGACUAGAACAAUCCCUAAAAGACAUAGUGAAUGUCUGUCUCAUCAUUUUAAGCGUGUUUGUGCUCACUGGAAUAUCGCACAUUUGGGUAGAGUUGCAAAGUUUGUGUAGUGCGUGUGUGUAUGAAAGGUGUCGUUUUGCCACUUAGCAAGCUGUGAGGUGAGCUUCAGAUUCAUUUCGCCGUUUUCUGAAGCACCUCGCACUAACUUUGUAUAUCCAUCGUAUUUCCGUCGUUUCCACGCUCUCAUCCCACUUUACUUCAUAUCAUACAUUCCGUGUCAUUAGUGUCAUCAUAUUUCAGCUCUUAGAGCAUCUUUAAUCUUCCUGCCAUGCUGUUAAAACAGUACAUUCCAACGUUGUAUUACUAGUUCUCGGGUUUCAUAUUCGUUUACGACCAUAUAUUGGAGUUAAUUUAACGAAGCGUAGAACACGUAGUGCAUUAUUAUGAGACUGAAAUGGAAGAGUUACGGGAAGAAACAGUGUUUAGUGAGCGGUUCUGCAGAGAAUGAGGCUGACAUACGUGAUUUUUUUUUUUUUGGUGGGUUUUUUUUGUUUUGUUUUUCGUUUUUUUUUUUGCAGGACAUGCGAUUGCUGCUUCUUUGAUUUAAAAAAAGUCACUUUAAACCUGCUACACUAAAUUCAAACCUUUUGACCUUUUCCACCCGAAGGCCCUCAAAGGGAAAUUUCACCUAAUUUUUUUUUUUUCCGCAUACCUGUAUAUAAUUUAGCUAACAUUAGGCUACAGAUGAUUGGAAGUGCAUUCUCACUAGCCGUUACUUUUGACUCCUAAGAGUUCUCACUGGAGGGUGUAGAGUAGGACACAGUCAUGCUGUUUGAUUUCCGAAACAGACCGUAUGCUGUCUGAAAAUCUCCACUGUGAAGAUGUAGCACACACGACAUUUUUUUUUUUUUUUGCCAGGUCACAGCAAUGUGUACAGUAUAAACACAAAUCUUGUGUCAAAUUACCCACUCAGACGCUCUUCACAGCAAGGGUAUGACACAUACACAUCAUCAUAAUGUAUGAUGCAGUUUAGCGUACACCUGUGGAUGCCUGCACUCAUCAUACACAAACUCCAAACACAAUUUGUGUGCCUUACAAAUGUGUUUAAUGUUCCCGUGGGUUAAAUGGAGAGAGGGGUGAAAAAAAAAAGUCAAACACACUUAACACCAGGUGACGUCUCUCCAUGGUAGGAUUUUUUAUUUUUUUUGUAUAUUGUAAAUAUUAAAUGAACGUAGACUAACGUCAAGUCUAAGAGCUUAAGCCGAUCCCAAAUAACAGCCUUGUAUUAAUAAUAUCCCUUAAUAAUAUGUUCAGGGAUUAAUCUUUUAUUGUGCCCUCCUGAACCGAAGCUCGAUUCCGCCAAUAAAAAUGUACAAAAGGAUUUUUUUUUUAGUUUGAACUGGUGUGUAAAGAAAAAUAUUUUAGAUUCUUUUGUGGGGUUUUUUUUUUGUUUUUUUUUUAAUGAAAUACUUUUUUUUAUAAUGUUUAUAUCACAACUAAAAUAAUUUUUGCCCCCAGGUUCUCUUCCAAAGACUGGCCCAUACGUGCAAUGAAUUAUUACUUAAAACAUUAAUUCUACCAAAAUAAAAAAAAUUUUAAAUGCACCAAUUUUGCAGAUUAUACAUUAUAUCAAAUAAACUACUAAUUCAGUGUAUAAUUCCCGAGCCUUUAUUUGAGAAUGAAAGGAUAUAACAAAACUUUUUUUCCCUCAUGACCACCCAAUAUUAGGCUAAAAUUGUAGACAGUUGUGCCGCGAGACAGGAACCCAGAAUCUUUUCAUUUUUUAAAGCAGGUGUAGGCUUUUUAUUCACACCCCUGAUACAAAAUACAAAGUUGUGUGUGUUUAUAACCUUCCUGCAAAAGGUUCAUCUCAGUGCAGCUGGAUCUGGAGGAAAAAGGAAAAGAAUCAUUGGUUAAAAUAUUUUUUUUCAAUGAAAAAUGUUGUUAUGGCAAAUUAACAAUCUUUAUUGAAUGUCCAGAAAAGUAAAUGCAAAACUGUCAUUAGUGUAAUUUACCCUCUGUGAGAAUUUUCUUUUCUUUUUUUACCUUUUUUUUUAAACUGGCUGCCUGAAGAAUUUUUUUUUUUUUUAUUUCAUUUUAUUUUAUUUCAUUUUAUUUUAUUUUGUUAAUUUCCUUUGAGAAAUGACUUGGCCACGGUGUUGCAUGGAGUGGGUAAUGGUAUUUGCACUUGAAAUUGUUUAUGCUCAUGUAAAAAUGUCUGGAUUUUGUAUUGUCUUUUUAAAUGAAAGGAAUUGGUGUUC
This is a messenger RNA of Neoarius graeffei (lesser salmon catfish), 6001 nucleotides long. It is a transcript of the gene scube3, whose product is annotated as signal peptide, CUB domain, EGF-like 3. Lineage: Eukaryota; Metazoa; Chordata; Actinopteri; Siluriformes; Ariidae. The transcript is spliced from 23 exons. Gene Ontology annotation, biological process: signal transduction. Bases 289 to 3327 code for a protein of 1012 amino acids. Gene Ontology annotation, cellular component: cell surface. Gene Ontology annotation, molecular function: calcium ion binding. The record is from RefSeq and is a predicted model, not a curated record.